Molecule: messenger RNA, 2101 nt
Organism: Gamsiella multidivaricata
Lineage: Eukaryota; Fungi; Mortierellomycota; Mortierellomycetes; Mortierellales; Mortierellaceae
Product: pyridoxal phosphate-dependent transferase
Exons: 4
Coding region: 180-1772 (530 amino acids)
Biological process (GO): L-glutamate catabolic process
Cellular component (GO): cytosol
Molecular function (GO): pyridoxal phosphate binding; glutamate decarboxylase activity
Source: RefSeq, a predicted model, not a curated record
ACUUUUUUCUUUAUUAAUAAAAAAUCCAAAACUUACAUCAUGCGCCGGAUAAUUCUUUGGUUAGACCCUGUGUUCCCCACCAAGACAUAAAAGGGCAAAAGUGAACAUCCCCUCCUUCUUCCCUCAUACUUUCCUCUUUCGCCUUCAACACAACCCAUCUCCCCUCCAACGUUAUCCAUAUGCUCCACAAACACGUCGACUCUGAUGAGAUCAUGAAGCGCGCGAAGGCGUCGCCCGCCCACCAACUCAUGGGCAAGUCCAAGACUAUCCAUAGCUUGGCCUACGGUUCACGAUAUGCGACCCAGGAUAUCCCAAAGUACAAGCUGCCUGAGCAGUCGACCGAGGCUGCGGCGGCCUACCAGCUUAUUCACGAUGAACUCGAGCUCGAUGGACGCCCCACCAUGAACCUGGCAUCCUUUGUUCAUACUUGGAUGGAGCCCGAAGCUGAUAAGCUGAUCAUGGAAAACAUUAGCAAGAAUCUCUCUGACCAGGACGAGUAUCCCGCAACUAUGAAGAUCCAUGCCAAAUGCGUUUCCAUCAUUGGGGAUAUGUGGAAGAGCAAAGGUGCUGUGGGAACAUCCACCAUUGGAUCCUCUGAGGCUGUGCAACUCGGAGGGCUGGCUAUGAAGAAGCGCUGGCAAGCAAAGCGUAAGGCCGAGGGCAAGGACACUUCGCGACCCAACAUCGUCAUGGGAAACAAUGCGCAGGUUGCUUUGGAGAAGUUUGCUCGCUACUUUGAUGUCGAGUGCCGUCUGAUCCCUGUCUCGGUAGAGAGUCAUCACUGCUUGGACAUCAAAAAGGCAGCCGAGGCCUGCGACGAAAACACCAUCGGCGUCUUUGUUAUUCUCGGCAGUACCUACACGGGCCAUUUUGAGGACGUCGAAGGCAUGUCCAAGGAACUCGACCGCAUCCAGCAGGAGAAGGGCUGGGACAUUCCAAUCCACGUCGAUGCAGCCAGCGGCGGUUUCGUUGCCCCUUUCGCAUUCCCUAAACUCAAGUGGAGCUUCGACUUGCCACGUGUUCAAUCCAUCAACACGUCUGGUCACAAAUAUGGACUCGCCUAUGCUGGCAUCGGAUGGGUCCUCUGGAAAUCCGAGGAGUUUCUCCCCAAGGAACUGGUGUUUACGCUCACAUAUCUGGGAGCUGAAGAACAGACAUACACACUGAACUUUUCGCGCCCAGCAUGUUUCAUGAUCGGUCAAUACUACAACUUUGUUCGUCUUGGAAAGCAGGGCUACAAGUCUAUCAUCGAGACCGACCUGGUGAACGCACGAGUGCUGUCUAUGGCACUGGAGAGCACCGGAUACUAUGAUAUGGUGUCAGAUAUGCACCGCCCCAAGGGGGUCUUUGGAGUCGAGCACAAGAGCAGCCUGGAGUCCAACCAGAAGUCCAUCAAGGAAGGUAUUGAAUACAAUCCAGCCCUGCCUGUUGUGUCCUUCAAACUGACAGACUCCUUCAAGAAGGAGAACCCUCAUGUCAAGCAGGCAGGCAUUUCGACCUUGCUGCGUACCCGAGGCUGGAUUGUUCCCAACUAUGCGCUUCCCCCGAACGAGGAGAAGAUUGAGAUCCUUCGAAUUGUCGUCAGAGAGUCGCUCAGUCAGGAUCUGGUAGAAAACGUCGUCGGCGAUCUGAUCUGGGCGGCGGAGUCACUGGCUGCCAGCGAGAGUGAAUUCGACACCGAUAUGCUUAACAAGAAAGACGAUCCCGUUACGGAUGCCCACAAGAUGCAGCAAAAAGGUGGCACCAAGCACAAUCUUGGACGUCAGUGCUAAGGAUGUCGUCGGGCCACACGCAAUUGUAUAUACACUCCUGAUGAUUUCAGUUUGAGACCCGAAAAUUGGGUCCCCGCACCAGAUGGUCCAUUGAGAGGUGCUCCGCCCUCUAUGCACUCAUAAACUACAUUAGACAAGAUCAAACGCGUGUGGAUGCUCGGGUAGUAGCAUAGCAGAAUAAACCGAGAGCACAGAAACUGAGGAAGGGUGAAUCUUAUCAAAGUUUGUAAUAGUGCAUAUAUUGCAGCCGCUUGUUCUCUACAGGCUUGACGGUGGAUAACAAAGGCAACGAGCGGAUCUUGUUUUGUGGGCAGCAGGGAUACGGAGAG